AUGGAAAAUAGAAGCCAAGAUCCAAAGGGGAUAUUAGAGAUUCCAGUAGAUAUGGAGAUGUUUUCAUCCCUGUGUAAAUAUCCCAUGACACCUUCAGCACCUUCAGCACCAAACCAAGAAACUGAGAGUCGACCCACGUCAGAGCCACCAUCUCAAAGAAUGAAAGACGACCUAAUAACGCCUUGUCCUACACCCAGAGAAGAGGCAUCGGAAUGGAAUGUCCAACCUCCUGGUCAAGCAGAAAACCAUGAUUAUGUUGGUGAUCUGGCUGCUCAGAUAUCUAAUGAUGAAGAGGAGGAAUUUGUGAUAGAAUGCUUGGGAACAUUGGCUAAUUUGACCUUAUCUGAUUUAGACUGGGAACUUGUGUUAAAAGAGUACAAAAUGGUACCAUAUCUGAAAGAUAAAUUAAAGCCAGGUUCAGCAGAAGAUGAUCUUGUCUUGGAAGUGGUGAUAAUGAUUGGGACUGUAUCAAUGGAUGAUUCCUGUGCAGCGCUGCUAGCUAAAUCAGGAAUUAUUCCAGCACUUAUUGAACUACUGAAUGGUAUGUAUGGAAGUCACAUGAAAUUCUGGAACAAGAAAUGUAUUUCCCUCUUUAGACAAUUUGUGGUGUGUUUUCUUGCCCGAGGAGAAGAAAAUAUCCUUUACUCUAUCUUCUUAGAGGCUCCUGCAUAUCUUAUAGACUUGAUGCAUGAUAAAAAUUCUGAAAUCCGUAAAGUCUGUGAUAAUACACUGGAUAUAAUAGCAGAGUAUGAUGAAGAGUGGGCUAAGAAGAUACAAAGUGAGAAAUUCCGAUGGCACAAUUCUCAGUGGCUAGAAAUGGUGGAAAGCCGGCAAAUGGAUGAAAAUGAGCAAUACCUGUAUGGGGAUGACCGUAUCGAGCCCUAUAUUCAUGAAGGAGAUAUUCUAGAAAGACCUGAUCUUUAUUACAGUGCUGAUGGAUUAAUAACACAUGAUGGAGCAAUAAGUCCUGAUUUCUUCAGUGAUUACCAUCUUCAGAAUGGAGAUCUUGUGAACCAACAUCCUUUCUCUGGCAGUGUUGCAAUGGAUGGAUUUGGCCAGCCCAUAGGUAUUCCAAGCCGCCCAACUACUGCUUAUGGGUAUCGACCAGAUGAACCUUACUACUAUAACAACUUUGGAUCCCGAUAAAGAAAUCUACCAUAUUAAACUUCCUGUACUGUUGAAUUGUGUCUUAAUUAGGGCAUUUUUUAUUGUCAAUGCAUGAUGCUACUGUUUACAUGACUGUGAUACAUGUUUGUUGUUGCCCCAGGAAAAUGUUAGUAAUUCAAAUUCCCUUCCUUCUCCAUCUAUGCAUUAUUUCUGUUGGUCCCCCCCCCCCCAGAUGUUGAAGUCUAUUAACUGGAAAGUUAAUGUUAUGUAUAUUGAGCAAUUAAUUUAAUUAUCUUAAAAUAGACCGGGUGAUUGUUAGACUGUACGCCCAGGGUCCAUGAGUUAAAUAAAUGACUUUUUUGUUUUUGAAUAAAAAA
Thamnophis sirtalis is the source of this 1484-nucleotide messenger RNA. The record is from RefSeq and is a predicted model, not a curated record. NCBI's taxonomy places the organism in Eukaryota, Metazoa, Chordata, Lepidosauria, Squamata, Natricidae.